AGCGGCUUCUUCAUCAUCGGUUGAUGACUAAGUUGUCAGUUAUUUAUUGCACAUGGAUGUUAUCGACGCUCUUUUAACGGGAUAUAAGAAUACCUUCAUUUUAUCAUUUUGUGAAUGUGAUUAAAACAUGGCCAGAUACGCAAUCGCAAAUGCUAUUGCCCAUCUACGUUAGAAAGCACAAAGCAGCUGAAAUUCAAACGGAUUGUUGACUUCGCUUCUCGCCGCCGGCUCUCCGUUAGAGAUGGCUUGUUGUGGUGUACAGACGUCCGACGCGUUCUGCAGUAUUCAACUGCUCAACGGCUCCGAAGUAAACAUGAAUCUUGAGGUUAAGAUGAGAGGAAGUGAUAUUCUAGACAGAGUCUACAGUCACAUGAAUCUACUGGAAACAGACUUCUUUGGACUCAGGUUCAUCGAUAAAGACAACCAAACUCAUUGGUUGAAUCCUGAGAAACAAGUAGUAAAGCAGUUAAAAAACGUGAGUCCGAUGACCAUGUACUUUGGGGUCAAGUUCUACGUGGAGGAUCCCUGUCGGUUAUCAGAGGAGGUGACUAGAUACCAGUUCUUCCUCCAGCUGAAGAUGGAUAUGCUUCAAGGGAGACUUCCAUGCAGCUUUAACCUGGCUUCAGAACUCUUCGCCUAUGCAGUGCAAUCUGAAUUAGGAGAUUAUGACCAAGAGCUUCAUCCAGCGAGCUAUGUUUCUGAGUUCCGUUUCGUUCCUAAUCAGACUGAAGAGCUGGAGAAAGCUAUCUCAGAACAUCAUAAAAAACUCAGGAGUCUUCAACCCUCGAAAGCAGAGAUGGGGUUCCUGGACAGGGCCAAGCGCCUAGAGAUGUACGGGGUAGACCUGUGUCCAGUGGUAGGCGGAGACCACAUAGAGUACUUCCUAGGGACCACGCCCAAGGGUGUGGUCAUCUACCACAACAAAAAGAGGGUUGCUUUAUACAACUGGUCAAAGAUCAAACAGAUGAACUUCAGACUUACAGAGUUCAAGAUCACGGUUGAAGGCAAGGAGUCCUCUUGGUCCCUUCCAUCGCACAGAUCCUGCAAGCAUCUAUUCCAGUGUUAUAUAGAGCAGCAUAUGUUCUUCAGGUUAAGACCGUCAAUGCUAGAACGCAAUGGAACGCUCACAAAGUCACUCAAGAGCAAUGGCAGCAGAUACAGUUUCAGAACCCAGGAGGAGGCACUGCAGAACUCGAUGAGGCUGAGGCGACCUGAGCCCCAAGUCCAGAGGGUCCCAAGCCGACGCUACCUCAGGAGAGUUGCUGGCAAUGAUGUGGAUGAGAGCCUUUACAUCAACCAUUCCUCUCUGAUGAUGAACGGAUCACUGGGUGUGGAGGAGGCAGAUGGGAUGAUGAUGUCAUCUGGUAGGGUUGCCAAGACCAUAGCUCCUGAAGCAGUUAGGAGGGCACACAGUCAGAUGAGUGGUAGAGAGAGUCCAACCUCUGGUAUCAGUAUCAGGUCUGUACCGUGGGAUGAUGCUGAUGGAGCUCUAUCUGAUAGGGGUUUGUUCACACGGAGCGGUGAGUCACCUGUCACAACAAGAAGUGCACACAAACCAAGGAGGAGACAUCACCAUGGUGACAGAUCAGGCAGCGAGACAGAGUCUAUUAGCUCUAGGAAAUACAGGUACCGAAGGUCAUUAACAGGGUCAGAGGCUAGCGGAGAUGAGACAAGUCAUCGGAGGAGGAGGAGAAGGAGAAAGUCACGAGAUAGUAGUGGGAGUGAUGGAGAGGGAAGGCAUCGGAGAAGAUCAAAGUCACGUGAUCACAUGGUAGAGUCGGAGUCUCAGUGGAAUGCCAUCCAGACAGGAGAGUUAGAGCAGAGUCGAGGGGAGGUGAGAGAACCAGGAGAAACGAUCGUCAAGAAUCUCAAGAACGGGUAUCCAUCGCCAGAUACACCGGAGGGAUACACGUGGUAUAAAGAAAGAAGACAACUUGAAGACAUCAAGGCUUCCACCGAGCUAAGGAAACACAUCCAGCUCGGUCUUCAAGAACCUGGCGUAGAGAUAGAUCCAUUAGAUAUACCAUACACCCAAGUAGUUACUGAGGAUGGUGUUGCUAUCAGAGUAUCUCACUCUCCUACCCGUCAGAGAUCUCGCCCUUCCAGUCAUGCCUACAGGAGGAGUAGAGGGGACUACCCUGAUGAAACGGAGAGCAUGCACUCAGCUCAGGGCAGUGUUCGCUCUACAGCCACCCGCAAGACCGAUCCUGGUCCACACAGAAGCCGUCAGAAUAGAAACGCAAUGCCCUUUGACCUUGUCCAGCCAGGGUCAGGAGGUCAAGGUCGUCCAACGAGAACGGCGACGUCGACGUACGAGAGUGAUGACCAGCGGGGUGGCAGAAGGAGACAUAGAAACCAGCAAGACCAGGUAAACAACAAUGGGAGGCCCUCUAGGUCAGACGUGAGUAGAGGAAGAGGAGAUGAUAUACCUGGUUAUCUUCUAGCCCAGAGAGGUCAGGGAAUGUUUAGCCAUCAACAACAAUCUGAAGCAGACCAAUAUGACAGUGCAAUAAACCAACAACGAAAACAUAAACAGCCAUCCGUGCCUCAUCCAGAACCUCCACCAUCAACAAAUUCAAAGCAAUAUCAUGCCGACCAGCCACCCCCACCGACCUAUCCUCCACCCCCUGGGUACACAUCUUCCCAUGCUGCUGUUGCCAAUGGCAACCCAAUCAGACCCAAUCCUGCAUCUUCCAUCAGACCUAGCGUACAUCACACCAGAGAAGACUCUGGGUUUGAGCAGGAAGAGACUAAUUCAUAUAACACAAGGUUGCAGCAGAGACCCGUCCAAACAAAUGCCCCUCCUCCUUUCAGAAAUAACCCCAGCAAACCUAGCAACACCUACCGUGGACACGCCCGGCAACCACCACCGCAUCCAUCCAUGCAGCAUCGUCAAGCCUCUAAGCAGCAACAUCCAUCUUCAAACAUUGCUAGUGAUUCCACUGCCAAAAACAACAACUAUCAAAAACCUUCCAUGCUACCACCAUCAUCUUCCUCUACCACUCAUCAAAACCCCCUCCCUCGCUCCCAUCCUCUGGGCGACAGGCAAAACUCGUCGCAAAGUGACAAAUCAUCUAGACCUCAUAGAUCUGAUGGGUCUGUCAAACACAUACAAGUUCCAAAUGGUGGGCUUGAACAACGCAACAGCUAUAACUCUAACAUCAGCUCCGGCAGCCAGCAACCUCCACUCCGCAAUGGACUGCAUCCCGCCACCGGUGGGAGGCUGCAUUCGGGAGUAGACAUCCUAGCCGUAAGUGAACUCCUUAAUGAGCUGGACAAACUCGGCCAGGGAGCCAGGAGCAGCAAUAGAUCAGUCCAAUCCAAUUAUAGUAAUAUUGAAGGGCGAGGUCCAUCGUCACGGCAACAGGCAGGGACUGGUGCCAGGAGGGGGAGCUAUGGGCAUCCUCCCGUUCCUCAGAACAAGGAUCGAUUGAGUGGAAGACAGAAGCCUGAUUUCAUCCCUGAUGUGCAACGUCCUCCACCACCUGUUGUAGUCAAAGGAGGGGGGAGCAAAAGAAUGAGCAUCACAACUUCAGAGAUACUACGGGUGAGUCGAUCUGAUGGCCACAAUCGCAAUCUACUCACAGAGCUCUGAUCUGACGAAGAGCUGCCUGGUGUAUUAAUGGUUGACACCAAUAACCUGAUAAUUAUCAUGUAUUCUAUUUGGUAUAUGUAUUCAUAUUUAUUUCAUUCAUAUCAGAAUCCAUACAUACAGCUGUUUGGAGCCAGAAGGAUGGUAACUCAUGUACUUUGAUACAGAGUUAAUGCCCUUUCGGCUCUGAACAGACGAUCAAUCAUACAUUGAUGAGGUUUUAAUUAGUUUUUAUGUUGGAUUUUAGAAACACAUGAAGAAGAUUUAGAAUUUUUUUGGGAAACAACUUAAAAAAAACACAGAUGAGUUCAGUCAUUUGAAGAAUGCCAAUUCAAUAGGCUAACUUUCUCAGUAAAGAAGCAAAGUGAAGAUUUUGAUGACAGAACUUAGAUGAAGAAAUCCCUAUUUUGUUUAAAUUUCUUCAAAUGUAUCUGAAAUAGACAAAUGGGGGGGGGGGGGGGAUGAAGAAGAAAAUGUCAAGGAACAGCUAUUGUGAGACAGAUAAUAAUCAAGACGCACCUAUUGACUGGCCUUUUUAAAAAGUUUUCUAAUCAAGUUUUCACCAAUCUCUGGUCGCAUUUAUAGAGAAACAGGUGACAAGUCAUUGGUGUGUGUGCUUUUUAUGCAUUUUGAUAUGUAUUUUAUUACUUUUUAAUAUAUGCAUCAUAUUUAUAUAAAUUUUAUAUGGGUGUAUGAUGAAGUUGUUCUCAGGAUAUACAUGUUGGAGGACGAGUCUAUCAGAACUUCAAAUCCCCACAUCUAUCCACCUUUUCUGGGAUCCUAUUCCUUGUUGCGCUCUUGAUAUGUCUAAGGGCAUUUAAGUGAAUCCAUAGUUUUCAGAGAGCAAUUUGCAGUAUCAUCUGUACACAGCCAGAAGGGCGUUAAUGCUGCGUUGAUGGAUCUGAGUGACUCCCUUCUGGCUGCAAACACAUAUAUAGUAUGAAUAAAAGAAAUGGAAAUUUUUAUUACAAGUUCAAAUGAUCAAAGAUUGACAAUUCAAAUUGUUAUAAAAAUGUCUCUAUUCAGAGUCAUUACAUUGAAAUGAACACUCUGAGGAUUAAUUUCUGAUUAAACUAGAAAGCAUCGUCUUAUCUCCUUAAUUUCAAAUGAGUUCUAUCAUUUUGUGAUACUAUAUUAUUCCUACAGUGCAGAUGCAUGCUAUGAUAUGUAUGUGUCUUCGCUAUGUAUCCACUAAUGUUUUUGACAUUUGAACUAUGCAAUCAGUUUCUACAAAGUUUCUAUGAAGAUUCUUCAACACUUUUCCUUGUUUUGUAGUAAAUGGGUGCUUUUCAAUAAUGACAAGAAUCUUUAUCUGUAAUUUAUUCCUGGUGAAAUUGUGCCUCACUUGAAAAGAAAAGAAAAGAUAAUAGUGUUUUGAAAUUUAAUCUAAUUAAAACAGAAAAACAUCAUCACCUUCUUCAUUAAUACUGUUAAUGUUAUUAAAUCCAUCAUAAUUUCAUGAAAUACCAGUAAUAGGUAUAAAAUAGUACAAUGUAAUUAGAUUGAAAUACUAUCGCAGAAAUAUAAUAUCUUUGAUACCUUACAGAUAAAGCCUUAAACACCUUUGAUCCAAAUAUAACUGGGAUGCAUGUCUUUAUUUACAGACACGUUUUGAUAUUCUAUUGUGUGAGAGAUAAUGUUGUAAUAUUAUUCAAACAUAUAUUUUUAAAAAUGCAUACAUGUGUUGACUGUGAUUAUACAUUUUGAACUAUGUUUAAAAUAUGUUGAUAUAUAUAAUUAUACACAAUUUUUUUGAUAUUGGCUUCUUAAUUAUUCUAUUACCUAGAUAUAUCUCUGAAAUACAGUCCUGAAGAUAUUUAUUUUGACAUGCACAAAUAAGUGCAAUUGAAAUUUUAACACAAAAAGCUGCAUGAAGUACUUUUAAUCUAUUUAUUCUAUUCUAGUAUCAUCAAUAUGAAAUUCAGCUGAGCUAAUGAAGUAUACAUUUAGAUCUGUCUUAUUAGCAUAUUGUAUAUAAAUUUGUGUCCAAACUUUGCUGCAAUGCACUGUGUUCAAUUUGCUGAUAUUUCGGCGCUACUUAGAAACAGUUCAAAAUAAUUUACAAUUUAUUUCCAAUGGUUGAAGUUUAACUUGGAUUUGUGGUCAGUAGGUUAAAUUUGAAAAUGUGUAAAGAUAGUCCUGCACCGAUUACGUUGGGAGGGUUUUUGAAACAAGAAGGCAAGAAAUGCUCAUGUAAUAGUUAUGUAUAUCUAUUUUCAAGGCAUGUUUCCCCUCAUGAAGUUGAUGUGACAACAGAAAAAUUGAGCUUAUAUUUAGCAUUUGUUCAAAAGAGGGUUUAACAAAGGAAGUUAGUCUGAAGUUUUCCUUUAUUGGACAGGAUCUAAAUAUAUAUUGCAUUUUGAAAAAAUAUGAUUUUCAGAUUGUGAUCACUUCUGGCUCAAAUAGAUAUUUCUACCUAGUUCUUGAGUUCUAAAAAGAAGCAAAAAACUUUCUUGAAGUGUUCCUCUUACUAUCCUCUACCUUUCUUCACUGUUCAUAUUUUAUCACUUCUUUUAAUUUUCUUUUUUUAAUUCAUGAAUUAAAAAACGUCAGUACUUUCAAAAGCACAAGAAUACAAACUUGAAUCAUGAAAAUAAUGUUGAAUGUUAUUUAUUGAGUGCUAUUUUUGUACAUUUUUGCUUCUAUUUCUAUUUUUCAUAAGAUGAAUGAGUCUUUCCAUUUUUAAAAUUAUUUUUAAUAUUGCUUGUGAUAUAUGUAAAUUUUGCUAGAGAAAAAGAUAACAUUGCAAUAUGUUGCAGUGCCUUAAUUGAUUAAUUUUCUAUUUCUUCACUUUGAUACAUUUUUAGUACCGGUACCAUAUUAAGCAAUUUCUUGCAAUUUAAUGUAAGCAUUAGCUGAAAGCUUUGUUUUUAUUUCUUUGUUAGGUUUUGUUUCAUUCUUUUUACCCAGUUAACCUGUUACCAUUUUUAUAUGUGCAGAUGCAGUUGAUCAUGAGGUUUGGUGCAUUCACAGAAACAAAUUCAAUUUUAUGAAUAUUUUUUAUGUAACCUUUAUAAAAUGAUUGAUGAAACAUUAAUUGUUAGAAUUUUCCUUCACUCAUACAAAAAUAAACCCUGUAAAAUUAACAAUUACCUUAAAAAAGAACGAAUAUGUAUUUCAGCUAAGAUUUGACAUUUACUAAAUAUCACUGUUGUGAAAUCAUAGGUCAUUAUUAUACAUAUGAGCCUAUUUCCAAGAAAAUAAAAUCAUGUAUUUGAUUCCCAUUGUUUGAUCAAGUUAAGUAUUGUGAGCAUAUUGCUUUUCCUCUGUAUAUUAACUCACUCCACCAAUCAUGGAGCAUCAGCAUGUAACCUACUGUGGGCGCAAGCUAUUGAAGCCAGCAGCCGGCACUGCUUGUGAAUAGAUGCUCUUGUGCAUUACAAUAGUGCAUGCCGAGCGUGCUUACUCUUGAUAUUCAAUCCUGUGCAUGUGCAAGAGCAUUUAUUUGCAAGCAGUGCCGGCUGCUGUUUUCAGUCACUUGCGCCCUUGGUAAAUUUCACUGUAGAUAUAUUUCAUCAAAUUUUUAUGUAUUAUAAUAAUAAUAUUGGCUUUCUUUUGUGGUAUAUCA
Strongylocentrotus purpuratus (purple sea urchin) is the source of this 7160-nucleotide messenger RNA. It is a transcript of the gene epb41l4a, whose product is annotated as band 4.1-like protein 4A. Bases 242 to 3595 code for a protein of 1117 amino acids. NCBI's taxonomy places the organism in Eukaryota, Metazoa, Echinodermata, Echinoidea, Camarodonta, Strongylocentrotidae. The record is from RefSeq and is a predicted model, not a curated record. The transcript is spliced from 22 exons. Gene Ontology annotation, cellular component: cytoskeleton.